This is a messenger RNA of Daktulosphaira vitifoliae (grape phylloxera), 2010 nucleotides long. RefSeq lists its product as uncharacterized. Bases 372 to 1886 code for a protein of 504 amino acids. NCBI's taxonomy places the organism in Eukaryota, Metazoa, Arthropoda, Insecta, Hemiptera, Phylloxeridae. The record is from RefSeq and is a predicted model, not a curated record. The transcript is spliced from 2 exons.
ACUUUUUAACGUCGAAGAUCAUGCCCAAUACCACCGCGUCGCCUAUGCCAGCGAAAGUGCCGCGAUAUUAACUGUGUUCGUAUUUUCGGUUUAUUUGUUUUUUUUAAUAACCUGUUGUUGCUUAUUAAUAAACGGCCCAAGGGUCUCUACCCUCAAAACUAGUGUCAACUUCAAUUAUUGCGAUGUAAGUCGUGUCAACCUACAUUCAACUAGGAUAUCCUAUAUAAUUAGUAUUAGAGUAGACGCAGCAACAUUUUUGAGUUACCAUACACUGAUUAAGUGCCUCAAAUAAAUUUUUCGUAAAAUUACAAGUAAGAAUUUAUGUACAUAAAUAUAAUGAAUUGAUAGAUAAUUAAAGAAACUUAAUCGCUAUGUUUUAUGUUGCUAAUUUUGUUAUACUUACACUGAUUGGAUUUGUAAACUUGCCAAACAAAACUGUAGCUAUAACUUAUUCAAAAAACAAUGUUCCAUUUAACAAUAAAAUACAGAUGGAAAUUCUUGAAAAAAAAUUAAAACAUUUGGAAAAUAUUUCUCAAGUAGAUAAAAGAGUAAUAGGUAAGAUUAAGACGUUUGAAGAUAAAAAGAUUAAUAAUUUAUUUAUUACAGUAAAUUAUCAUUUGAUUACGCUCAGAUGUAUGUACACAUUUAAUAUAUAUCAUCAUAUGAUCUUAACUCAAUAUCUUGUAAAAGAUAAUAAUUAUAAGAAAAUAGACGAAAGACAUCUUUUUGAAAUAAUCACACAAAACAAAGAAAUUAUACGCAAUAUGUUAUCAACGUCUAUUAGUAUGGGUGUUAAGGAAAUUGAAGCUUUAUGGUUAAUUUAUAUUUAUAUGGAAAAAUCAAAUACCAACAUUAAAUAUAUUAUUCAGAAUCACGAAUUUCUAGUGAAAUAUUUAGCUGAUCAUACAGGCUGUCAUUAUUGUCAAGAUCAAAAAAAAUAUAAUUUUAAUUUUGUAAAUACAAACUUAAAAGAAUGUAACCAACAAGAACCAUUUAAUUUAUGUAUUGAAAAAGUUAAAUCUUUAGUUAAGGAAAAUACUGACACUAUUAAUACAUUUAUGAAAAAAAAUGCUGAACAUGGUAUCACAACAAAUAAUUUAGAUUUGAUUGAUAGUAAGCAUUUAUAUAUACAUGACGUGUUCAUUUUUGAUCAAUUUAAUAAAUUUUCUAAAGAUCUGAAGACUUAUUUUCAAAUAGGAGUGAAUUGGAAAAGUGUUAUACCUGUAUAUAAAGAAUAUAAUUUAUCAUUACAUUAUCCUGAAGGCUUUACAAAUUUUACUAACAAUAUGAAAAUAUAUCAAAGUGGUUUAUUAAAUUUCAUAAAAUUAUUUGUUAUUAGAGCAUUACAUGUACAUCUCAGAUUUCCAGACGAAAAAAUAAAUCAGUAUACUGACAAAAUAAUCAAUAUAGUACAAAAAUUUAAAACUUUUUUAGCUUUACCAGAUAAAGAUCACUUACAUUUAAUUUCAAAUUUGUAUUAUUCACAAGAAAAAAAAUCAUUAAAAGACUUAGUUGUUAAGUGCGAAAAAGAUAUAGUAAAAGAUAUAUGUGCUAAUUCAAAUUUAGAACCUUGGUAUGUGGUGAACCCUGACGGUUUUAUAAUGAAUCCAGAAAGUAUAUCACUGCAUUUGGACAAAAAACUAGACAAGUCACUCGAAAAUUUGGUAAUAAAAUAUGAUAUCUUAUACGAUGAUUUUCAAUCAGAUGACAAAUUAAUUUUAAUAAAUGUAAAGCUUCUGAAAGUGUUCUGUGAAUACAUAAUUGAAAAAAGUGAUAUCAAAGACAUAAAUUUUAAUAUAGUCAAUUCUUUUUUGUAUACUAACAGCCAAGGUGGCCAAAAAACAAUUAUAACUAAAAUAAAAGAUAUCUUUAAUAAAAACGUUUAAAAUACGAUUUAAACACUUUUUUUAUUAUAUUUUUAAUUUGUAAAUAUUCAAAUUUAAAAUAUAUUUUAUUUUUUAUAAAAAAUAAUAUUAAACAUUGUGUAUUAAAGUAGUAAUAAUAUUAUGU